UUCUUUACAGGCAACACAAGGACACCAUCAAGGCGUACUACCGGGGUCCUGAGCCGACUCAAGCAACACCCUUCCAAGAUGGCAGCCAACGGUAGCAGCACGGCUAGCAAGUCUAGUAACAAUGCUGGGGGAAAACCAACUGGGCCGACGGCCGAACAGGUGGUGGGGAACUUCCAGAGGAUGCGUCAGGAACAGCGCGGCAUGGCUUCCAAGGCAUCCGAGUUUGAGAUGGAGAACAACGAACACAGCCUAGUAAUUGAAACCCUUAAGGAAGUUGACCCUUCCAGGAAGUGCUUUCGUCUAGUAGGGGGAGUGCUUGUGGAGAGGACAGUGAAAGAGGUUCUGCCUGCAUUGGAAAACAACAAAGAACAGAUCACCAAGAUCAUAGAGACCCUGUCCUCACAGAUGCAGACCAAAGGCCGUGAACUCACGGAGUACAGGGAAAAGUACAACAUCCGAUUGGUCGGAGAAGGCGAGGGAGAGGGCCAAUCGGCAGACUCCAGGGACAGUGAGGGCGGGGCUUCGAAAGGCGGUACUGGUGUUCUGGUGUCCUAGAUUGUGGACAGACACAUCGGCACUGGAGGAGGGGGGGGGGGGAUCCAGGAUAUUUUCUGCUAUGCCAAAACAUGGUUGAGACGCAUUAUAUAUGUUUGUCAUUAGGGCUACAUUUUUACACAGGAUAUCACAGAUGCAGAUAUGUUUGAUUAUUUUGGUUGGAUUUGGUACAGGUUGCCAGCAUUCAAAGAUAACCGAUUUAGAAGCAACAACCACGAAUGCCAGAUAUAUUGUUCAAAACAGUGAGCUACAUGUUCAACCCCUGUUAGCUUGCUAUUGUGUGCGUUCAAUGUUGGCAACUUGAAGAGGGUGACGGUUCCAAAACACUUUUGUGAAAUACCAGAGAAAGUCUUUUGAGUCACAAACCUCCCAAUAUA
Molecule: messenger RNA, 932 nt
Organism: Gadus macrocephalus (Pacific cod)
Lineage: Eukaryota; Metazoa; Chordata; Actinopteri; Gadiformes; Gadidae
Gene: pfdn2
Product: prefoldin subunit 2
Exons: 4
Coding region: 79-555 (158 amino acids)
Biological process (GO): protein folding
Cellular component (GO): cytoplasm; prefoldin complex
Molecular function (GO): protein folding chaperone
Source: RefSeq, a predicted model, not a curated record